UCUGGUCUUUGGAAGUAAAUGGAGUCUCAUUCAACUCACCCCCUCCAACACGCCGGCGACCCUCUGCUCUCUCUCUCUAAAACCAUUUUCACACUUUCUCUCUCCUCUCUUUCUCAGUUGGGAGUUCCUCUCUGUUCUUUUACCCACCUACAUGAAACAAAUGGAAUAUACAUAUACCUCUCCUACACAUAUAUCUGUAUAACUAUCAUACAAAAUAAAAAAUCACUUUGUUUGGAUUCUCUCUCUCUACAACCCAAAGCCCAAAAUGACAAGGUUUGGACACACCACUUCUCUCCUCCUCUUCUUCUUCUUCUUCUUCUUUUUCCUCCAGUUGGUGUUCUCUCAAUUGUCUCUAAACCAGACAACCACCAUGAACCAGCUCUAUGGUCAUCUCUCCAACAGCACAGCCCAGUUUGCUCCUCCUUCCCCAUGGAAUGUCACCAAAGACCCAAAUCCAUGUUCAUGGAAGGGUGUUAAAUGCACUUCCGACAAUUCUUCCAUCACCAAUCUCUCUCUCCCUUUUUUCUCUAUCUCUUCCCCCGAUUUUCUUGUUUCUCUUUGCCAGAUUGAUACCUUGGAGGCUGUUGAUCUCUCCAACAAUCACUUGAGCUCAAUCCCAGAUGGGUUCAUGACUGGUUGCGGAAAGAUUACUGGGUUGAAACUGUUGAACAUCAGUAGGAACAAAUUGUCUGGCCCUUUACCCACUUUUAAUGGUUUUGCUAAGUUGGAGUCCUUGGACUUGUCUCACAAUUCAUUGGUUGGAAGCAUUAAUUUACAGCUUGAUGGGUUGGUUGCUCUCAAAAGUCUGAACCUUGGCUUCAACCAGUUCGAUGGCUCUGUUCCUAUCAACUUUGGAAAAUCCAUGGUUUUGGAGGAGCUUGGGCUUUCUGCCAAUCACUUUAAAGGUAAAUUGCCUGAAUCAAUUGCGAAUUAUUCGAAAUUGACUUCAAUUGAUCUUAGUGUAAAUAACAUUUAUGGGUCGAUCCCUGAUAGAUUUGGAGAGCUUCUCAAUCUGCAACUUUUGAUUCUAUCUUCUAAUAAUUUGAGUGGUGGAAUCCCAAAAUUCCUUUCAACUAUCCAAAACCUAUCGCGAUUCGCGGCCAACCAGAAUUCUUUUUCUGGUGUUAUUCCAGUUGGGAUUACAAAAUAUCUCAAGAAUUUAGACCUUAGUUAUAAUAACUUAAAUGGGCCAAUUCCUGGAGACCUUUUAUCCCAAUCAAAUUUGCAGAGUGUGGAUUUAUCUUAUAAUUCAUUAAGUGGGUCAAUACCUGCAAAUAUGUCUCCAACCUUGGUGAGGCUGAGAUUAGGAAACAAUCAAUUGAAUGGGGCAAUCCCAUCUUCAUCUUUUGGAAGCCUUCAAACAACACUGACCUAUUUGGAGUUGGAUAACAAUUAUUUGAGUGGACCAAUACCUCCAGAAUUGAGUUUGUGCAAGAAUUUAGCACUGCUGAAUCUUGCUAACAACAACCUCACUGGUGGUUUGCCGGUACAGUUGGGUGUUCUGAGCAAACUUCAGGAAUUGAAGCUUCAAUUCAACAAUUUGUUUGGAGAAAUCCCAAUUCAAAUUACCCAAUUACAAACAUUGCAGAAACUGAAUAUCAGCUGGAAUUCGCUGAACGGUUCAAUACCAUCAUCAAUUUCAAGCUUGCAAGCUCUUACCAACUUGGAUUUACGAGGCAACAAUCUCAGCGGUUCAAUACCUGUUUCGAUUGGAAACUUGAAUUCCCUUAUAGAACUCCAACUAGGGAACAACCAACUCAAUGGGGCAAUUCUGUUGAUGCCACAGAAUUUGCAGAUUGCCCUAAAUUUAAGCAGCAAUCUCUUUGAAGGGCCUAUACCUGGAACAAUAUCAAAAUUGAUUGGAUUGGAAGUGUUGGAUCUUUCCAACAACAAAUUUUCUGGUCAGAUUCCAGAUUUUCUGGUUAAAAUGGCAAGCUUGACACAAUUGGUGCUUUCCAACAAUCUGCUCUCUGGUGUGAUUCCCAAGUUCCCUUCAUUCGUUACACUUGAUGUAAGUGGAAACAAGGGUCUCAUUAACGCUACCAAUUCAAACUCUCCCUCAUUAUCUCCGAAAAAAAGGACAGUUGCCGUGGGAAUUGUUGUUGCGGUUGCGGUUGCUAGUGUCUUUGCUGUUGGGAUAGUAACAAUCAUCGCCAUGUCGAUUUCCAGACGAUUUUACAGGAUUAAUGAUGAGCAGAUACGAUCUCAGGAAGACUUUCCUCAACCCCAAAUCAUCAAAGGCAAUCUUUUAACAGCAAAUGGCAUUCACAGAUCUAAUAUCGACUUCAACAAAGCCAUGGAAGCAGUGACUGACCCAUCAAACAUCUUUUUGAAGACUAGGUUCUCGACCUACUACAAAGCCAUCAUGCCUUCUGGUAUAAGCUAUUUUGUCAAGAAACUUAAUUGGAGCGACAAAAUAUUCCAAUUGGGUAGCCAUGAGAAAUUCGGGGAAGAAUUAGACGUUCUAGGGAAGUUGAACAAUUCAAAUGUCAUGACUCCUCUUGCCUAUGUCUUGACAGUCGAUAGCGCUUACCUCUUCUAUGAAUUUGCCCAAAAGGGUACCCUUUUCGAUGUCCUGCACGGUAGCUUGGGAGAAGCUUUGGACUGGUCAAGUCGUUACAGUAUAGCGAUUGGAGUAGCUCAGGGCUUGGCAUUUCUACAUGGUUACACUUCUGGUCCAGUCCUCCUCCUUGACCUAUCAACCAAAAGCAUACUAUUGAAGUCUCUAAAGGAGCCUCAGGUUGGAGAUAUUGAGCUUUGUAAGGUGAUUGAUCCAACAAAAAGCACGGGCAGCCUCUCUGCAGUUGCUGGUUCUGUUGGCUAUAUACCUCCAGAAUAUGCUUACACAAUGAGGGUGACAAUGGCUGGGAAUGUAUAUAGCUUUGGGGUUAUUCUGCUGGAAUUGGUUACUGGGAAACCUGCAGUGAGCCAGGGAACUGAGUUGGCCAAGUGGGUAUUGAGUAACUCGGUGAAGCAAGAUAAAUUGGAUAGCAUUCUUGAUUUCAGUGUAAGCAGAACAUCACUUGCAGUUAGGAACCAGAUGCUUGCAGUUCUGAAGGUGGCGAUAGCUUGCGUUAGCAUUUCACCACAAGCACGGCCCAAAUCAAAAAGCAUACUGAGAAUGCUCCUGAAUGCACGAUGAAUGGGAAUCCCAGUUUUGGUCACUCCAUACAAUUGUGUUAGAGAUAAGAGUCAAAGCAUCUCUGCCAUUUGAAAUACGAAGGAAAAGCUCUUUUUUAGAAUUCAACCUGCAUGUAAUAUAUUAAAGUUAUUUUCCAUACCAAUUUAUAUGUAAUACAUGUAUACCAGAUUUUGAAUCAAUGUAUAAAGAUGGUGCUAGAAUUGAUCUAUAA
This is a messenger RNA of Camellia sinensis, 3353 nucleotides long. Its product is annotated as leucine-rich repeat transmembrane protein kinase family protein. Gene Ontology annotation, molecular function: protein kinase activity; receptor serine/threonine kinase binding; ATP binding. Gene Ontology annotation, biological process: protein phosphorylation. Lineage: Eukaryota; Viridiplantae; Streptophyta; Magnoliopsida; Ericales; Theaceae. The record is from RefSeq and is a predicted model, not a curated record.